UAUAAGCAGGUAAGCACCAUCUCCUCCUCUUAUAUAGCAAAGCUCUUCUAACCAACCUCUUUUUGAUCACCUUGGGUUCUUCUUUCGCUUGGGAGUGUGUAGUGGGAUAUACUAAGAGAAGCAAAGAUGAGCGUAGAGAUAUUGGAUGGAGCCACCAUUCGUGACUUCGUAGAGGAUGAGAGGGCCUUCAACGGGACGGUCGAGGAGCGGUUUGCCAGCCUCGACACCAACUGUGAUGGCCUGCUUUCAUAUGCAGAGAUGGCGAAGGAGUUGAUGAGUCUUAGAGUACUCGAGACCCACUUCGGCGUGGAUGAGGUGAGGAUGAGCCCUGAUGAGCUCGUCCAGCUCUAUCGUGGCCUCUUUGCUCGGUUCGAUCAUGACGGCAAUGGAACGGUGGAUAUGGAGGAGUUUCGAGCAGAGAUGAAGGAGAUGAUGCUGGCUGUGGCGAACGGGCUCGGGUUCCUGCCGGUCCAGAUGGUGGUGGAGGAGAGGAGCUUCCUCAAGAGGGCUGUGGAGAGGGAGUCGGCAAAGUGAUCUAUUUUAUUUCUUUCAAGCGGUGGCCUUAUAAAGGCUUAUUGAGAUAUUAUUAUAUUGAGUUCGAUUUGCGACUUCCUAAUUAGGAUUUUGAUCGACUGCUAAUGUAAUUGUUUCCUGCAUGAGAUCAGGAACAAUUGAACUUUAAACUCUUGAGGUUUUGUAUUAGAUAUUACAUUCAACUAGUGAAUGAAAAUUAGGUUUGGUAUUGAGGAUUUUUUUUUUUGAAAAAAAAA
Elaeis guineensis (African oil palm) is the source of this 770-nucleotide messenger RNA. RefSeq lists its product as uncharacterized. Lineage: Eukaryota; Viridiplantae; Streptophyta; Magnoliopsida; Arecales; Arecaceae. Gene Ontology annotation, molecular function: calcium ion binding. The record is from RefSeq and is a predicted model, not a curated record.